This is a messenger RNA of Peromyscus eremicus (cactus mouse), 1050 nucleotides long. It is a transcript of the gene Tmem238l, whose product is annotated as transmembrane protein 238 like. The record is from RefSeq and is a predicted model, not a curated record. NCBI's taxonomy places the organism in Eukaryota, Metazoa, Chordata, Mammalia, Rodentia, Cricetidae. Bases 531 to 770 code for a protein of 79 amino acids. The transcript is spliced from 3 exons.
CUCAUCACCAUGGAUACUGAAGGACAAUUGUAGCACUACAACUGCUGUGGAGAUGGAGCUAGGGAAAAGCAGGGCAGAAAGCAUGGGAGGAGGCAAGCCCUGCCCUACCACAGUAGGUGUGGACUCGAUUCUUGGGUAUUCGGGGCCUUCAGGUUGUCCAGCUGUCACAUCAGAGAACAAGGAAGGCAUCCUCUUCCAGGGUCACAGGACCUCUGACUGCAAAUCCACUUGAGCCACACUUCUCAGCCACAUCGCCUUGCUGAUCCCAGCAAUGCCCAGUCCAAUGAGCAGUGAUGUCAUAUUGUUUGGGUUGUUGGGAUCAUUCCUGAACCAUGAAACAGUUAAGAAAUAUCCUGCCCCACUGGCUGCCAGGCUCAUAAAGGUGGACCCACGUGUACUUCCUUCUUGUUCCAAGACGAACCAGCUCAUGCAUUUGCUCACACCCAGAGGGAGAGACAGCACAGGACUGCCACCUCCCAUGCAAAUCACCCCCAGGAGCGCAGCUGGGCUCCUCCCGCUGCUCCUGGGCAAUGCUCCUGGGCAGACCUUGCACAAGAUGCCAUCUAGGGCGCUGUGUAUUUUUCCUCAUUGUGGCUCUUUUGGCCGACGCUGUGGGCCUGAUCCUUUUGCUGCUGGGGAUCUUUGCCACACUAAACUACUGGGACUUCUUGGUCUACACAGGGGCUCUGAUCCUGGCCCUGAGCCUACUGUUCUGGCUUGCCUGGUAUUCCAUCAAUAUCGAGGUGCCUCUUGAGAAGCUGGACUGUUAGUGUGGCCAUGGACAGGAGAGAUGCAGGUGGUAUAUGCAGCUGUGAACUUGGGGCCACCUGGACAUGAAGCCUCCUCCCCCCACUGAACGCCCCACUGGGACCAGCCCAGGUCUGUCUAACACAGAAGAACCAAAUCAAGUAGGGCUCUCUUUGCAGCACAUCCCUGAGUGCAUCCAUCCGGGAGGGACCCAGACACUGCAAUGAUGAAGCUUUCAUAUCACCCACAGGGACAGCCACAAACGACUGUGACCACUACCAGGGCUCUACCGGGAACCUAGAC